Molecule: messenger RNA, 1874 nt
Organism: Microbotryum saponariae
Lineage: Eukaryota; Fungi; Basidiomycota; Microbotryomycetes; Microbotryales; Microbotryaceae
Source: the annotation of a GenBank genome assembly
AUGUCCAACUCGACUCCGAACGAGCUCGAUUUCGAUACGCUCGAAUCGACCCCCUUCACCCUCUCGGAAGUGAACGAGGACACCGAUCCCGAAACGGCGCUCUUACUCGCCGAAUUGGAUCGAAAGAAAUCGAAUCGAUCGCUUUACGUACCCACGAACGAUGCAGAGGUGAGGAACAAGUUGAGAGCGCUGGGCGAACCUGUUAGUUUGUUCGGGGAGAGACCUGAGGAUCGCAGGGAUCGGUUGAGGGACGUUUUGGGAAGGCUGAGGGAGGAGGAGAAGAGGAGCAGGAGGGAGAGGAGGGGUAGUUUGGCCGGGAGUGGUAGUGAGAGCGACGAGGAGGACAGGGAGGGCAGUGGCGGCGGGGAGGAGCACGAGGAGGAGGAAGAGUUUUAUACGGAGGGCUCGAUCGAGUUGAAAGAGGCGAGGAGGAGGAUCGCGCAAUAUUCGUUGCCGAGGUCCGUCCGGAGACUGAACGAGAACUCUUCGACACGGGGGCGGAACUGACUCUGGUCGUACGCUUUCCCCCAACCCAGAGCUCAAUCGCGCAUCCAAACCCAACGUCAGGAAGCGAACGUCAAAUUAGGGAGACUGAUGGACGUCCGACGCGCCGUCUUUGGUCGACUCAAACAAUUCACCAACCUCGGUUCACAAAUCGGCGAUACCCGACCCUUGGGGCCGCUCAAGUUUUCGCCCGAUGGCACGAUCUUGUUGACGAGUAGUUGGACGGGAACAGCCAAGUUGUGGAGCGUUCCGAGUUGUAAAGAAGUCCGGACGUUGAAAGGUGCGUGCCGUUCGGACCGCAACCGACGAGGCAGAUCUGGCUAGCGGCAAGCUUACGCUCCUUUCUUGGACUUGCGGCGAAAUCUCACAGCCCACAAGGAACGGAUAGGUGGCGUCGCUUGGCAUCCGAGUGCGACGAUUGGGCAAUCGACCGCGAGUGUGAAUUUCGCGACCAGUGGCGCGGACAAGGAGAUCAAAUUGUGGAAUUUGGAAAAGUGAGCGCAGUGCUCUUCCCCGUUCUCUGCACUUUCUCUCGAAACCAAUCCGCCCCCCCCCCCCCCCUCUCUGUCCACCUCCACAGCACCGAAUCCCUCGCCACUCUAACUGGGCAUUCCGCGCGCGUAUCCCGCAUCGCGUUUCACCCUUCAGGCGAAUACCUCGGAUCCGCCUCUUACGACGGUACCUUUCGCCUUUGGUCCGUCGAAACCUCGACCGAACUCUUACUCCAAGAAGGUCAUUCCAAAGAAGUCUAUUCGCUCGCUUUCCAACCCGACGGUUCUCUAGCUUGUACAGGUGGUCUAGACGCCAUCGGUCGAGUAUGGGAUUUGCGUUCGGGAAGAUCUGCGAUGGUGUUGGAUGGUCAUGUCAAGGACGUGUUGAGUAUGGACUUUGCUCCGAAUGGUCAUCAACUCGUGACUGGUUCGAAUGAUGAUACGAUCAGGGUAUGGGAUCUCAGGGCACUCAAGAGUGUGUAUACGAUCCCCGCGCAUAAAUCGGCCGUUGCCGAGGUCGCGUUCUUCAAAAGUGGUGCGAGUCAAGCGGGGGAAAGGAAGAUCAUUCCUAGGGGGUUCAGAACGUUGGGCGUGUUCGAUUGGAACGAGGAGGCGAAUAAGGACGUCAAGGGUCCGAAUGAAGGCGAACAGGAUAUAGCGGACGUACCUUUGAAUGGGUUGUACCUCGUUUCGGGAGGUUACGAUGGCACGGUCAAGAUUUGGAGCGCGGACGAUUGGCAGUUGGUCAAAACUUUGACCGCCGAUUCGGAGGGUAAAGUCAUGGGCGUGGAUGUUAGUCCCGAUGCGAGGUUCAUCGCUUCGAGUGAAUACUCGAGGACGUUCAAACUUUGGUCAACGCCCGAGGUCGAUUUGGCUUAG